GUCUCAGCCUGGGACUCUCCAUGGGCUGCUGCUGGCACUGGUCCUGGCGUUCAGGGCCAAGAGCAUGAUGAGCAAGGAGCACAUGGUUUGUCCCGAUUCAGAGCAGGGCCAGUGGCCACCAGAGAAUAAGCACAGCUUCCUGUACGAUCAUGAGGUCUUCCUGGGCAAGGAGGACUCCAAGACCUUUGAUAGCUAAUCCUGGACGAGAGCAGGAGUAGUUGGGGAAAAUUGUUGAUCCAACUGACAGUGAUGAAGGCAGCCUUGUUACUACUGAGGAUCUGAAAGUUUGGAUCAAACAGGUACAGAAAAGAUACAUCAACCAAAAUGUGGCUAAACUCUGGAAGGAUUAUGAUAGGGACAUAGAUGAAAAAUCUCCUGGGAAGAAUACCAGCAGGCUACCUAUGGCUACUACCUGGGAAACCUUGCUGAAUUCCAAGAUAGCUCUGAUCAUCACAACUUUAAAAAGUUGCCUCCACGAGAUGAGAGGAGGUUUAAGGCCUUGACGGUGACCUGACAGCUACUCAGUACGGGUUCAUUGCUUUUCUGCACUAAGAGGAUUUAGAACAUAUGAAGGAGAUUGUAGUUCUGGAAACGCUGGGGAAUAUCGACAAGAACAGGGAUGGUUUUGUGGACCAGGAUGAGUACAUUGUGGACAUCUUUUUCUCACGAAGACAAUUGCCCUGAGACCUACUGGGUUUUGUCUGGGGAGCAGUUCAAUGAUUUCCCAGAUCUGUACAAGGAUGGGGAACUGGAUUAGGAUGAGAUUCACCAUUGGAUCCUCCCUCAGGACUAUGACCAUGCACAGGCUGAGGCCCAGCAUCUGGUGUAUGAGUCAGAUAAAAACAAGGAUGAGAUGCUGACCAAGGAGGAGAUUCUAGACAACUGGACCAUGUUUGUGGGAAGCCAUGCCACCAAUAACAGAGAAGAUCUUACCAAAAAUCAUGAUGAUCUUUGAAAGAAACUCAUCCUCAUGUGGCCAACAGUCACAUGCUUUCUACGGAUGUUCUGGGUGAUUGCUAUAUUUGUCAAGUAUAUAGCAGUUGUGUCCCUAAACAAUAAGAAACCUUUCUAAAGCUCAAAAAAAUCAUACAUUGCACCACAAACAAUAAUAGUAGGAAAUUUAAACACGCCACUUUCAUCAAUGUACAGAUAAGGGAAACAGAAAUUAAACAGAGACACAGAAAGACUAACAGGUUAUGAAACAAAUGGAUUUAACAUAUAUAUAUAUAGAACACUCCACCCUAAAACCAAAGGAUAUACCUUCUUCUCAGCAUCCCAUUGUACCUUCUACAAAAUUGACCAUAUAAUCGGUCACAAAACAGGCCUCAACAGAUACAGGAAGAUAGAAAUAACCCCAUGCAUCCUAUCAAAAAACCACGGACUAAGGCUGCUGAUCAAUAACAACAAAUAGGACAGAAAGCCCACAUAUACAUGGAAGUUGAAGUCAAUGACAACUUGGUCAUUGGAGACAUAAGAAAGAAAUUAAAGACUUCUUAGAAUUUAAUGAAAAUGAAGAUACAACAUACCAAAACUUAUGGGACAGAAUAAAAGCAGCACUAAGAGGAAAACACAUAGCUCUGUAUGACUGCAAAAAGAAACAAGAGAGAGCAUAUGUCAGCAGCUUGACAGCACACCUAAAAGCUCUAGAAAAAAUUAAAUAAACCCUAGAGGAGUAGAAGGCAGGAAAUAAUCAAACUCAGGGCUGAAAUCAAACAAGAAGAAACAAAACCUAGUAUCAAAAGAAUCAGCAAACCCAGAAGCUGGUUCUUUGAGAAAAUCAACAAGAUACAUAAACGCAUAGCUAUAUUAACCAGAGGUCACAGAGUGUAUCCAAAUUAAUAAAAUCAGAAAUAAAAGGGAGACAUAACAACAAAAUCUGAAGAAAUUAAGAAGAUCAUCAGAUCCUACUACAAAAACAUAUAUUCAACAAUACUGGAGAAUGUGGAGGAAAUGGACAAUUUUCUAUACAGAUACCAGGUACCACAGUUAAAUCAGGAACAAAUAAACCAUUGAAACAACCCCAUAACUCAUAAAGACAUAGAAACUGCUAAUAAACAUCUCCCAUCCAAAAAGAGCCCAGGACCAGAUGGAUUUAGUGCAGAAUUCUAUCAGACCUUCAUAGAAGACUUCAUACCAAUACUGUCCAAACUAUUCCGCAAAAUAGAAACAGACAGAGCACUACCAAACUCCUUCUAUGAAGCCACAAUUACUCUUAUACCUAAACCACACAAAGAUACAACAAAGAUAGAGAAAUUCAGACCUAUUUUAUUUAUGAACAUUGAUCAAAAUGCUCAAUAAAAUUCUUGCAAACUGAAUCCAAGAAUGCAUCCAAACAAUCAUCCAUCAUGGUCAAGUAGACCUCAUGGCAAGGAUGCAGGGAUGGUUUAAUAUACAGAAGUCCAUCAACGAAAUUCAUCAUAUAAAGAAAGCCAAAACCACAUGAUCAUUUCAUUAGAUGCUGAGAAAUUAUUUGACAAAAUUCAUUACCCUUUCAUUAAUAAAGUCCUGGAAAGAUCAGGAAUUGAAGGCCUGAAUCUAAAUAUAGGAAAAUGCAAAAUACAUCAAACCUGUACCUAACAUCAAACUAAACUUAGAAUAUUGAAGGAAUCCCACUAAAAUCAGGGACUAGACAAGGCUGCCCACUCUUUCCCUACUUUUUCAAUAUGGUACUUAACAUCCUAGCCAUAGCAAUCAAACAAUGAAAGUAGGUCAAAGGGAAAAAAAUAGAAGGGAUGAAGUCAAAACACUAAUAUUUGAAGAUGAUAUGAUAGUCUACUUAAGCAACACCAAAAUUCUACCAGAGAACUACUUAACCUGAUCAACAACUUCAGCAAACUGUCCGAGUAUAAAAUCAACCCAAACAAUUCAGUAGCCUUCCUCUACUCAAAGGGUAAACAGGCUGAUAAAGAAAUUAGGGAAAUGGCACCCUUCACAAUAGUCCCAAAUAAUAUAAAAUAACUUGCUGUUACUUGAACCAAGCAAGUAAAAAAUCUGUAUGACAAGAACUUCAAAUCUCUGAAGAAAUUGAAGAAGGUCUCAGAAGAUGGAAAGAUUUCCCAUGCUCAUAGAUUGGCAGGAUGAAUAUGGUAAAAAAUGACCAUUUUGCCAAAGGCAAUCUACAGAUUCAAUGCCAUCACCAACAAUAUUCCUACUCAAUUCUUUAUAAAGGUAGAAAGUGCAAUUUGCCGUCAUUUGGUAGAACAUAAAACCCAGGAUAGCAAAACUAUACUCAACAAUAAAAGAACUUCUGGGGGAAUCACCAUCUCUGACCUCAAGCAGUAUUACAGAGCAAUAGUUUGUAUGGUAUUGGCAUACCGACAGGCAGAUCAGUGGAACAUAAUUGAAGACACAGAAAAGAACCCACACACCUAUGGUCAUUUGAUCUUUGACAAAGGAGGUAAAACAUCCAAUGGAAGAAAGAUAGUAUUUUUAACAAAUGGUGCUGGAUCAACUGGAGGUCAACAUGUAAAAGAAUGCAAGUUGACCCAUUCUUAUUACCCUGUACAAAGCUUAAGUCCAAGUGGAUCAAGGACCUCCACAUCAAACCAGAUACACUAAAAGUAAUGGAUAAAAGUAGGGAAGAGUCUCGAAGACAUAAGAACUAAGGAAAAUUUCCUGAACAAAAUACCAGUGGCUUAUGCUUUAAGAUCAAGAAUCGACAAAUGGGACCUCAUAAAACUGAAAAGCUUUUGUAAGGCAAAGGACAGUAUCAUUAGGACAAAAAGGCAACCCACAGAUUGGGAAAAAAUCUUUACCAAUCCUGCAUCUGAUGGAGGGCUUAUAUCCAAAGUAUACACAAAACAGAAGAAGUUAGAGUACAGAGAGCCAAACACCCCUGUUAAUAAAUGGGGUUCACAGUUAAAGAAAACAUUCUCAGCUGAGGAAUAUAGAAUAGCUGAAAAGCACCUAAAGAAAUGCUCAACAUCCUUAGUCAUCAGGGAAAUGCAAAUCAAAACAACCCUAAGAAUCCACCUCACACCAGUCAGGAUGUCUAAGAUCAAAAAAUCAGGUGACAACAGAUGCUGGCGAGGAUGUGGAGAAAGAGGAACACUCGUCCAUUGUUGCUGGGAUGGCAAACUGGUACAAGAACUCUGGAAAUCAGUCUGAACGUUCCUGUAAAAUUGGACAUUGCACUACCUGAGCACACAGCUAUACCUGUCCUGGGCAUGUACCCAAAAGAUACUCCAACAUACAACAACACAUAUGAUCCACUAUGUUCAUAGCAGCCUUAUUCAUAUUAGCCAGAAGCUGGAAUGAACCCAGAUGCCCUUCAUCAGAGGAAUUUAUUCGAAAAAUGUGGUACAUCUACACAAUGGAGUACCACUCAGCUAUCAAAAACAAUGACAACAUUCAAUUCAUAGGCAAAUGGAAAGAACUAGAAAAUAUCAUCCACAGUGAGGUAACCCUAUCACAGAAAAACACACUUGGUAUGCUCUUGGGAGCGAUGGCCAUGAAGCCCUCCAUUAUUGAUGUUAUUAUUAUGGUGAGCAUUAAGUAUGCCUGGGUUCAUGGAAAAUCGCCAGCCAGCUGCAGAAGACUAAUACAAAUGUGGUGGUCAAGAUGAAUAAUCAUAUGAUAACGUGUGACAUUAAGAUACCCAAUGUCAUGACCUGUAACCUUUCUGAAAAACCAACAUCCUGCUGACUAAUAGAUAUGAAAAACCCGUGACCUUUCUGACAACCUGUCAACACCAGCCAAUUCUCUGACCACACGAAUAUUGUGUCCUUAGCGUGGGUAAAUGUUUCUUACUUCCCCCCUCUCUCUGUUACCCUUUUUAUGGUACAAAUUCAGCCUUGGGGAAAAAUAAAAUUGUCGCCUUGAUCAGACACUUGUCUUGGAGUCCUUCAUCACAUCUCUUGUCCUUCAUUCUCUUCCAGGUACUGAACACCCCUCGUUGACAGUAUGCACUCAUUGAUAAGUAGAUAUUGACCAAAACCUCGAAUUACCCAAGAUGCAAUCAACAGAUCUCAGGAAACUAAAGAAGAAGGAUGACCAAAGUGCAGAUGCUCCCACUCCUUCUUAAAAUGGGGAACAAAAAUAUCCAUAGGAGGGGAUAUGGAGGCCAAAUCUAAAGCAGAGACUGAAGGAACAGCCAUUCAGAGUCUGCCCCACAUGUGGCCCAUAUAUAUACAGCCACCAAAACUAGGUAAGAUUGAUAAAGCUAAAAAGUGCUUACUGAAAGGGACAGAUUAUGCAUCUCCCCUGAGAGACACAUCCAGGGCAUGUCAAAUAAAGAGGUCAGUGCUAGCAGUAAACUACUGAACUGAGAACAAGACGCCCUUUAUGGGAAUUAGAAGAAGUAUUCAAAGAGCUGAAGGGCUUGCAACCCCAUAAGAACAGCAAUGCCAACCAAAUAAACCACUAGCAAAAGACUAUACAUGGACUGACCCAGGGGUCCAACUGCAUAUGUAGGAGAGAAUAUCCUUGUUGGGGCACCUGUGGAAGGGGAAGCCCUUGUUCUUAACAAGGUGGGACCCUCAGUGCAGUGGAAUGUCCGGGAAGGGGUUUCUAAGUGGCAUGGAUUGGGGGACCAUACAUAUGGGAGAGGUCAUGGCAGGGGUGCUUAUGGACCAAAAGCUGGGAAAGGGAAUAACGUUUGAAUAAAACAUAUAUAUCUAGUAAAAAAACUGAAAUUUAAAAAAAUGAUACUAAUACCAAAAAAUAAUCAAAAAAUGUGAAUAAGAAAGAAAUUUUAGGUUUUGGAAAAAGAUGAAUGCCAGGUAUUUGAAAAACUGUAUGACCAUGGUAAACACUUUAAUAUACUUGAGAAAUUUUUUACAUGUUAAUGAACUGCAUCUUUUUUUAAAUAGUGAAUGGAAAUCCAGUCCCUUCCUGGCUGUGAGGCUAGGUAUCCAGAUGUAGUGGAAUUCAUUAUUUGUUGGUCCUGAACCUUUGAGUCUGCUUCUAACUCAGCUUAUGCCAAGGAAACUAGGCCAGGGUGAUGUCUAAGACAUUGACCAAACCAUCUGGACUAACAAUCACAGGUGAAAUUCCACCUUGUAAAUGGGACGAGAGGAAUAAAAGAUACCUUUAAGGAUUUAAAAAAGAUGAAAUGUACCCAAAAAAAUCCAAUAAAAAAUUUAAAAUAAAAAUAACUUCGGAAAUACAAAAUACUGGGGUGCCAUUCCACAAUCAUGAUGUGUUUCUUCUUUGAUAGCUUACAGGUUAAUUUACUUCUCUAUAACUGUUUUCUUAUUUCAAAGUAAGUAAUGGCAUCAUCUGUGGAGUGAUGGUGAGAACAAAAGAUUUGCCGAACUUGAAUAAUCGAUCCCUCCCAAGCAUGUGCUUAAUAUUCUAAGAACAGGGAAAUUUCCUGAGGGGAUUAAAGAACAAAAUCCAAACAUAAAACAGGAACAACAACGAUGUAAAAACAUUCUGCACGCUGGGUAUGAAGGCAUGUUGCAACUUUAAUCAGCUUUGUAGGUAUUUCUAAUAAACACACAAAGAAACAAAAAUCCCAUCACAGUCCUAGCAGUUGCAUCCAACAAAGAGAGAGCUGUGAGGUAGUGCGUGCUGCUUCUUUCCCCAGAUACCCCUGGGCCUCAGGCCUGCACCCAGUGAGCUGGACCAAGAGCAGCCAGGUUGAAAUUCCUGCUGCCAUGGCAGGAUUCUGCAGGAACAUUUCCCUUUGACAACAAGGAACCUGUGUGGAGGAGACCUCUUGGUGAGUCCUCAAGGACUCUAUGUGUCCUAUUCUACAGGGAGAAGCCCUGCCAGGUCUUUGGCAAGGCCAGCCAGUUGUAUGGGGAAGUCUCUGGUCCUGUGGCAGAGGGCGAGGAAUGGCAGAAAGAAUGGCAGCUCCACUGAGAGCAAAGGCUACCCCUUCUAGGCCUGUGACCUCCUAAUUAAUUUAUCUUUUCACCUGAUGCCCUAUUCACAUUUUCUUACUAUCAUACAACUGUGAUCUUGAUGAGCAGCUGGGCUCUUGUUUUCUUAAUCAGUUCUUUGUUGUCACAGACGUUUUUAACUUACUCCAGCCCCUGAGACUUAUUCAUAACUUCUGUAUGAAGUAGGACCCUUGGUGGGACUGUCAUCUCAAAAAUAGAAGGUUCAGUAAUCCAAAAGAUUGGACUCCAGUUUACCUCAGGCCAGGAAAGAAGUCAGCCACCAUUAGUAAAAGAGCAAGGGAAAAAGUACAUAGGACACAUAAGUGCCCUAAUCAGAAGAAAAGAUCCUCAAAUUCUAAGGGCCGCACAUCUGCACCCCUCUCUUCUGAGCUUUGUAUAGUGAUGUUGUAUAACUCCAGAUGGUAGUAAAAGGCAGAGUUCUUCCCAGAAAGGUCAGACAUGAUUUUCACUCUUACAUCUGUGAGGUGGGGUGGCAUUAUAGCACACAUUCAUGUUGAAUUAUUAUAACACCUAUGAUAAGAAAACAGAAUCCAUAUAUCACAAUGCCAAAUGGACUCCCUCCUGAACUUAUGGACCCAUUAAAAUUGAGUUUCAACCUGAACUCAGACCAUUCCACUCCCUUUCCAUCCUCCUGAUUCUUAUGUUUGCUACACGUAAAAGAUCAUGGUGUAGUCCCCAACAUCCUCAUGCCUAGACUUGUCUAUUCAGGAAGUAUGAUAUUGGAGAAGUGAUGGCUAUAUAGUUACAAUGUAGUAACACAAGGUCCAAGGUGACAUUUGCUCACUGAUGUCCAAUUUAAUUGUCUUGUUAUAUUUGAGAAAGGGAGGAUGCCCUACUUUAUAUAUAAAACGGACAGAAAUUUAUUAUUUUUAUAUGCCCUGUAGUUGAUCCCUAUGAUCCCAAGGAAAAGGAGCCUUUAUUGGAAAAAAAAUAGGAUUAUAGACCAUUGAUUUUGUGAAAUACAUGGAUAUGUAAAUGGAAACAAUGUCAGCUGUCAAGGACUGCACAGUAAGCAAAUAUUUCCAGGUUUUAUACACUCAGAGGUAUAGAAGAAAUAUAUUGGCCUCCAAAAAAAGGGAAAAGCUUAGGAAUCGAAGUACAUGUCACAUGCAUUGUCUCGAGUAGUAGAUUUACUUUUAAGAAAAAUCUCCCUCCUCCUUGGUCCCUAGAGAUUUGGGUGCUAAGAAAAAUCUGUUCUCCAAUUCAGGGUUGUAAGCAACCCUCCCCAGCAAAAGCAUUGUUGACUUCUAAUGAAGCAGAGAGGCAUAUGUAGCUCUGAAAUAGAGGUUGCCAAAUGGUAUUCCCAGUGACACAUGGGAGACUGGAGGAAAGGGUCUCCACAGAAAUUCAUCAGUGUGGGGAGAGCUGGUUAGUAGGUAGGCCAUAGAAUUUUCCAGUGACAUCACCAGUAAGCCCUUCACUGGACACUCUAUUGUAUCUAAGAGAUCCCUAGAAUCUUCUGUGAUGUCACCAGUGUUGUGGUGACACCAACUGCCUUUGGGAUAUUACUUCAGUUCCCUUUGGGUUCACAAGCAGGCAUGUUUCGCCAGCUGCUCAGGCUAUUUCGGAAGGAAAGUGUUGAUCAAGGAGAAACCACACCAGGUCAGAGGGAAGCUGACCCCCUCUCUAGUGAAACAGGAAGGAGGAAAUCAUUCUGGGGAAGGCUUGGUUUUGGUAGGAAGGCAUCAUCCCAAAAUGUCAUCAGUAAGCAAGAGGAGUGUCUAAAGGAACUGGAGGAACUCAAAUUUGAAAUCCAGAAGUGUCAAUUCGAGAGGGAUGAACUUUACCAAAUCCUGGACCUUUAUAUCUAUGAUGAGUGGGACCACAGGCUGCAUGUCGAAUUGCCAAUACUUCAAUCUGAACAUGAGAUGAGAAUGAUGGCUAUGCAAAUGAUGACCAACUCAAUAAGUGAUGCCAUGGAGAGGUACAAGGAGCUCAUACAAGUGAACAGUUCCUACCGCAUCAGGCAAUCCCAGCUCCUGCGUGAACAAGCUCAAUUGAAGAACAAUAUACAGAUUUUGCUGAAUGAGAAGAGAGAACUGCUGGUGGAGCAGACUGAACUGCCAGCAUCCUCUGUGGAGGCAAAGAGGUUCUGUGAAGAGGCCGGAAUGAACAUCUGUGACCCCAGAGCCAAGCAACAGCAGGUCUGAAAUUCUCCAGCAGAAACUCGAACAUGACACAGACCAGGACAAGAUCUCCCUUGGAGAGAAGAGCUACAGGAGGAGAACUAAGUGUGCACAGCAAAUACACCACUAUUGCGUCUCAUCUGUAGUGUCCAUAGCAAUUGUGGACGGCAUUUUCCUCCUUUAGUUUAACUUCUUUGGAUUGAAUAGGCUGUACUUUCACCUCAGCUCUCUCCAACAAGUGUGCACUUUUUGAGGGACUCAGAGAAGUGUUGAUGCACAUCAAUCAAGAGCUGCUGGUCAUCCAGAAAGACUGUGCACGUGUAAUUUUGUACUUGUCCUGAUGGGUCAUCCAGAAGAGUUUCAUGGAGAUCAGUUCACAACAUUGGAAAGACUUUGUGACAAAGUCUGUAAUAUCAUUUAUACUCAGUAUUGGUAGGCUUUUUCCUUAAUACCCCCACUCCAACAAAACAGACCUACUUCCACUCCUCUCGAGAAGAUUGUUACCAUCACUAACAGCUUUUCUACUAUGUCUCCAAGGCAAGCCACAGCUAUAAGUCUAUUCUGCAAAAGGAGCAGCAAAAGAAUGCUUAGCGCAAUUCUUCUUUUUAAAGUUUGGUUAAUUUUUAAAUGUUUUGGUUAUUUGGUUUUCCUUCUAUUCAUUUGAAGAUUUAUUAUUUAUCUGUUGUUGUUUUGUUCAUUUGCUUGUCUAUUUUGAUAAGGAUAUAGACUGUAUAUAUUGACUACCUGCAUCUGGUUACUAUCAAGUAAAUUGGAUGUAUUCUGGUCAAUAAAGGAGUAAUCUCAAA
Molecule: messenger RNA, 9780 nt
Organism: Rattus norvegicus (Norway rat)
Lineage: Eukaryota; Metazoa; Chordata; Mammalia; Rodentia; Muridae
Source: RefSeq, a predicted model, not a curated record